AUGAUUGAAGUAAUUGAGGAUAAAAAAAAUAGAGGACGAAAUGAAUGGGUAGCCGUUUUAGUCAAAUUAAUUGAAUUGGAUUUAAAUAAAUUAUUGCCUAAUUUUAUGAGGGGAAAAUUGCACAGUGAAAUAGGAAAUCUUUUUAAUUAUGCUUGUAAAAAUAGAAAUUUUGAUGUUGCGGAAAAAGUUUGGGAUUAUUGUAAAAUUACUGGACUGUCGCAUAGAUUUAGUGUCAAGUCUUUAUUUUUAUUUACACUUUAUCAUUGGAUAAAUGGAAGGAAAAUGAAAGCAAAAACAAUUGCGAGUGUUUUACAAUCAAGAAUUAGAUUCCUUCGAGAUGUUUCUAAUAAUAAAUUUAAUAAAGUAAUGGAAGAAAUGAAGGAAUACAAGAAUAUUCGUGAUCGCUUUUUAGAAAUUAAUAGAAGUUACAAGGAUAUUAUGGAAAAUCCACAAACGAAAGAAAGAACGAGGAAGGUAUGCAAUCGAGUUUUGAAUGGAUUUGUAAAUGAUUUUAUAGACGGCAAAAAUAGAAAGUGAAUUAAAAAUUGUUAUAGUAUUUUUUGUUUUUU
Molecule: messenger RNA, 569 nt
Organism: Meloidogyne enterolobii
Lineage: Eukaryota; Metazoa; Nematoda; Chromadorea; Rhabditida; Meloidogynidae
Source: the annotation of a GenBank genome assembly